Molecule: messenger RNA, 710 nt
Organism: Schistocerca nitens (vagrant locust)
Lineage: Eukaryota; Metazoa; Arthropoda; Insecta; Orthoptera; Acrididae
Exons: 2
Coding region: 96-611 (171 amino acids)
Source: RefSeq, a predicted model, not a curated record
GUUUUAGGAAGGCGGCGCUUGUAGUAUGUUUGUACAGUGACAGCGACUGGGGGCUUGCCCGCUGAGGAAACACGUCACGAAGCGCCGUACUUAAGAUGUCGACCGUGGCAGGAGGAGCCAGUCUGCUACGCACGGCGCUACCAGAGUCUCGCAGCACGAUGAGCGACGCACGCAGAGUCCUCCUGUUGGUCGCCGCGGCCGCGGCCGCUGCAGUGGCCACUGGCCUUCCCGUGGUGGUGCCGCCUCCCGGCUUCGGCUGGCUGCUGCCGCAUCGAGCCCAAACUGCUGGACGGCCUCCGCUGUCGCCUCCACCCCUGGACCCUCACACCGUGUUCAUCCUCACACACGGCUACCCUGUUCAUGUACCGUGUCUACAAACAACAGGGGCUUCGCCUGUGCAGACUGGAAUCACUGCGGGCUCACACAGGGCUGUAGCCAAGAAUCGUCAGACUGAGCCCGCUACGACUACGGCCACCACGAGAGCCGCGGUGUCCCCCACAGCUGCCACGACGAGGCAGCAGGGCCUGCUGAGCUUCAUCAACGUGCCGGACAUCCCGUGUCCUGAGGGACAGAGGCGGGACCCCGCGGGCAACUGCCGCGACGAGUGGUAGGAGGGCGGCCUCUGUAACAAGAACUCUGCAGGGAGACCACUGAUGGGACCUGACAAACGCAGCUAGUCUGUGCUGUGGCCUGCCAGAAUUUUACGCUUC